CUGCUGAUGGCGGUGGAGGAGCACCGGGUGACGCUGCUGCCGGCGGUGCCGCCGAUGGUGGUGCAGCUGGCGAGGUCGUGCGGCGUGGCGCGAGCCAAUUACGAUCUGCGCUCGCUCAGGGAGGUGAUCUGCUCCGACGCGCCGCUCGGGAGGGACCACAUGGAGCGCUUCGCCGACGCAUACCCCGGCAUAACCCUCUCUCAGUUCUGAAAGAGGUAUAUCAUGGAUUCUUCUCACGACAUUGGUUUGUCGCAAGCGGAGUGGAGCCCGUUCGAAGAGAUGGUUUUGGAGCUUCAAAUCCAGAGGGAACGUCAGAUCGAUGGUUUCGGAUCAGUGCCAAUUUUUCAAGAAAAAGUCCGGAACAAAUACUGUACCAUCAUUAUCAGAUUCUGAAAGAUGACUUGCAGAAAAAAGAAGGUGGCAAUUUCGGUGAUGGAUGUAGUAUGGGUAUGGCACCGGAGCAACACCCACCGAAAGGUCAGAACACCUCUUUUGGAUCAGGACGCCGCGGUCUGGAGAGGAAGAAGGCUAAGCCAUGGACGGAGGGGGAACAUCGGUUAUUUUUACAAGGACUUGCAACUUAUGGGAAGGGAGAUUGGAAGAGCAUAUCUCGACAUGCAGUGGUGACGAGGAUGCCAGUGCAAGUGGCCAGUCAUGCACAGAAGUUCUUUAUCCGCCAAAAAUAAGACAUAGAGCGCAAGAGAAAGAACAUCCACGAUGUCACCAAUCCUUAGAUCUUCUUCUAUGAUGCAUCUCAGAUAAUUUGCCAUUGUGCAGCUGUUUAAUUUCUUCUUUCUUUAGCAGACAUUACAAAGCCUUAGUAGUAAUUA
Elaeis guineensis (African oil palm) is the source of this 830-nucleotide messenger RNA. Its product is annotated as putative 4-coumarate--CoA ligase-like 8. Gene Ontology annotation, molecular function: CoA-ligase activity. The record is from RefSeq and is a predicted model, not a curated record. Gene Ontology annotation, cellular component: peroxisome. Lineage: Eukaryota; Viridiplantae; Streptophyta; Magnoliopsida; Arecales; Arecaceae.